AGACACCGUAGAGGCGACGACAAUGACGGCCGGGCAGCCCCUCCGCGCAGACCCCGAUCCCCAGCCGCGCCGCCACGCGCCGCCGGCGCUCCACCCGGCCAUCGUACCGGCCUACCCGCCCCCAGAAUCAGACAGCGAGGAAUCCUGGGUCUGGUCCCAGAUCAAGGCGGAGGCGCGCCGCGACGCGGACGCGGAGCCGGCGCUGGCGUCCUUCCUCUACGCCACCGUGCUCUCCCACCCUUCCCUCGACCGCUCCCUCGCCUUCCACCUCGCCAACAAGCUCUGCUCCUCCACGCUGCUCUCCACCCUGCUCUACGACCUCUUCCUCGCCUCCCUCGCCGCGCACCCCACCGUCCGCGCCGCCGCCGUCGCCGACCUGCUCGCCGUGCGCUCGCGGGACCCCGCCUGCGCGGGCUUCUCCCACUGCCUCCUCAACUACAAGGGCUUCCUCGCCGUGCAGGCCCACCGCGUCGCGCACGUGCUCUGGGCGCAGUCCCGCCGCGCCCUCGCGCUCGCGCUCCAGUCCCGGGUCGCCGAGGUCUUCGCCGUCGACAUCCACCCCGCCGCCGCCAUCGGCAAGGGCGUCCUCCUCGACCACGCCACCGGCGUCGUCAUCGGCGAGACCGCCGUCGUCGGGGACAACGUCUCCAUCCUCCACCACGUCACCCUCGGCGGGACCGGCAAGGCCGUCGGCGACCGCCACCCCAAGAUCGGGGACGGCGUCUUGAUUGGCGCCGGGGCCACCAUACUGGGCAACGUCCUCAUUGGCGCCGGCGCCAAGAUCGGGGCCGGCUCGGUCGUGCUCAUCGAUGUGCCGCCGAAGAGCACCGCCGUGGGGAACCCCGCCAGACUGAUCGGCGGGAAGAAGGGCGAUGACAUGCCGCCGGGGGAGUCCAUGGACCAUACCUCCUUCAUACAGCAGUGGUCAGACUACACCAUUUGAGGAGCCAUUCAGCCGAGCAAAAGGUGCCACUGCCCUCCUCUGUAAGAUCUGCCUCCGGUGAGGCGAGAAGGUGAACAGUAUUAUCGUACAUCCCCGUGCUCCACUCCGCCCAUAUGUACUCAACUAUAGGUUCACCCUGUACCUGUAAUUUUUGCCAAGAUGCUCUGUAGUGAAAUGUUAUACAGUACCCAUCACAAAAGUUGGCAUCAUCUUUGAUGCUUUCUAUACUCCGGAACAAAAUUGGUGUUGGUACAGUC
Molecule: messenger RNA, 1200 nt
Organism: Lolium rigidum
Lineage: Eukaryota; Viridiplantae; Streptophyta; Magnoliopsida; Poales; Poaceae
Product: probable serine acetyltransferase 1
Exons: 1
Coding region: 23-943 (306 amino acids)
Cellular component (GO): cytosol; cytoplasm
Molecular function (GO): L-serine O-acetyltransferase activity
Source: RefSeq, a predicted model, not a curated record